Zalophus californianus (California sea lion) is the source of this 2758-nucleotide messenger RNA. It is a transcript of the gene FYN, whose product is annotated as FYN proto-oncogene, Src family tyrosine kinase. Gene Ontology annotation, cellular component: extrinsic component of cytoplasmic side of plasma membrane. The record is from RefSeq and is a predicted model, not a curated record. Lineage: Eukaryota; Metazoa; Chordata; Mammalia; Carnivora; Otariidae. Gene Ontology annotation, biological process: cell surface receptor protein tyrosine kinase signaling pathway; innate immune response; T cell receptor signaling pathway. Gene Ontology annotation, molecular function: non-membrane spanning protein tyrosine kinase activity; signaling receptor binding; ATP binding. The transcript is spliced from 15 exons. Bases 694 to 2307 code for a protein of 537 amino acids.
GGAGCGGAGCCGGCGGGGAGGGGGCUGCCGCGGGAGAGGAGGAGGGGUCGUCGUGACCAAAGGCCAACGAGACCCGCCCGCCGGUCGGCCGCAAAAGCAGAGGCAGAGUGCCACCCGAGCCGCGCGUUCUCUCCCGUCCGGGCGCGCGACGCUUCAGCCAGCGCACCGAGAGCUCUCCCGGCGCACACAAAGCCGCCGCCCGCGCCGCACCGCCCGGCGGUCGCCGUCCACGCCAGGGAAGGAUCCGGCCGCCGGGCCGGGGACACCCGGCGCCGCCCCCUCGGCGCUCUCCCGAGGCCCACCGGCUCCCGAGCCCGGCUAGGAGCCACCGGAGCCGCCUCGGCCGCGCCGGAGGAGGGCGGGGAGAAGACCAUGUGAAUGGGCUCCGGAGCCUGAGCGCCGCGCAGUUUUUUGAAGAAGCAGGAUGCUGAUCUAGACGUGGAAAAAGACCGGUCCAGCAGCUGUAGAAGAAGACAUGUGGUAUAUAUAAAGUUUGUGAUAGUUGGGGGAAAUUUUGGUAAAGUGGAGACCAGCUAAAGGGAUGGUGAAUGGUACCAGCAAGAAACGUGCCACAUCAGAGGGCAGGCCAGUGUGGCUCGACCUGUCACUCUUCCAAGUCUGGUGUCAGCAGCAAGGAUGGGAACUUAGGCCUCAGGGCCCUCACUUCUCCACACCCACCUAGGAAUUUAGAUAAUGGGCUGUGUGCAAUGUAAGGAUAAAGAAGCAACAAAACUGACGGAGGAGAGGGACGGCAGCCUGACCCAGAGCUCCGGGUACCGCUAUGGCACAGACCCCACCCCGCAGCACUACCCCAGCUUCGGCGUGACCUCCAUCCCCAACUACAACAACUUCCACGCGGCCGGGAGCCAAGGACUCACCGUCUUUGGGGGUGUGAACUCUUCAUCACAUACCGGGACCUUGCGUACCAGGGGAGGAACGGGAGUGACCCUGUUUGUAGCCCUUUAUGAUUAUGAAGCACGGACAGAAGAUGACCUGAGUUUUCACAAAGGAGAGAAAUUCCAAAUAUUGAACAGCUCGGAAGGAGAUUGGUGGGAAGCCCGCUCCUUAACAACCGGAGAGACUGGUUACAUUCCCAGCAAUUAUGUGGCUCCAGUUGACUCUAUCCAGGCAGAAGAGUGGUACUUUGGAAAACUUGGCCGAAAAGAUGCUGAGCGACAGCUUUUGUCCUUUGGAAACCCGAGAGGUACCUUUCUUAUCCGUGAAAGUGAAACCACCAAAGGUGCCUAUUCACUGUCAAUCCGAGAUUGGGAUGAUAUGAAAGGAGACCACGUCAAACAUUAUAAAAUUCGCAAACUUGACAAUGGUGGAUACUAUAUUACCACCCGGGCCCAGUUUGAAACACUUCAGCAGCUUGUACAACAUUACUCAGAGAGAGCCGCAGGUCUCUGCUGCCGCCUAGUAGUUCCCUGUCAUAAAGGGAUGCCAAGGCUUACCGAUCUGUCUGUCAAAACCAAAGAUGUCUGGGAAAUCCCUCGAGAAUCCCUGCAGUUGAUCAAGAGACUGGGAAAUGGGCAGUUUGGGGAAGUAUGGAUGGGUACCUGGAAUGGAAACACAAAAGUAGCCAUAAAGACUCUUAAACCAGGCACAAUGUCCCCGGAGUCAUUCCUUGAGGAGGCACAGAUCAUGAAGAAGUUGAAACAUGACAAGUUGGUCCAGCUCUACGCGGUGGUGUCUGAGGAGCCUAUCUACAUUGUCACUGAGUACAUGAAUAAAGGAAGUCUACUUGAUUUCUUAAAAGAUGGGGAAGGAAGAGCUCUGAAAUUACCAAACCUUGUGGAUAUGGCAGCACAGGUUGCUGCAGGAAUGGCUUACAUCGAGCGCAUGAAUUACAUCCACAGGGAUCUGCGAUCAGCAAACAUUCUAGUGGGGAAUGGACUUAUCUGCAAGAUUGCUGACUUUGGAUUGGCCAGAUUGAUCGAGGACAACGAGUACACGGCAAGGCAAGGUGCAAAGUUCCCCAUUAAGUGGACGGCUCCCGAAGCAGCCCUGUAUGGGAGGUUCACGAUCAAGUCUGACGUGUGGUCUUUUGGAAUCUUACUCACAGAGCUGGUCACCAAAGGAAGAGUGCCAUACCCAGGCAUGAACAACCGGGAGGUGCUGGAGCAGGUGGAGCGCGGCUACAGGAUGCCCUGCCCGCAGGACUGCCCCAUCUCUCUCCACGAGCUCAUGAUCCACUGCUGGAAGAAGGACCCGGAAGAACGGCCCACUUUCGAGUACUUGCAGGGCUUCCUGGAAGACUACUUCACCGCCACAGAGCCCCAGUACCAGCCCGGUGAAAACCUGUGAGACCGGGGUCUGCAGAGAGAGGCCUUCCGGCGAGGCUUCCCCGCCCCCUCCCCAUUAGCUUUCAGUUCCGUAGCCAGCUGCGCGGGCAGUGCGAGCCGUCCCGGAUCAGAUUGCAUGUGACUCUGAAGCUGACGAACUUCCAUGGCCCUCAUUAAUGACACUUGUCCCCAAAUCCGAACCUCCUCUGUGAAGCAUACGAGACAGAACCUUGUUAUUUCUCAGACUUUGGAAAAUGCAUUGUAUCGAUGUGAUGUAAAAGGCCAAAACCUCUGUUCAGUGUAAAUAGUUACUCCAGUGCCAACGACCCUAGUGCUUUCCUUUUUUUAAAAUGCAAAUCCUAUGUGAUUUUAACUGUCUUCACCUGAUUCAACUAAAAAAAAGUAUUAUUUUCCAAAAGUGGCCUCUUUGUCUAAAACAAUAAAAUUUUUUUUCAUGUUUUAACAAAAACCAA